AUGCUUUCCACAGAGGUCACCACAUACACAAGAUAUCCUUCCUCUCAGGACAGGGAGGAGUCUGAAGCAUCCACCCUACUCAGCCCUCUCCAGGACGGGGACUCAGCGCCCAAUCAGGAUGCUGUGGCUCCAUUCGGAUGGUCCCUCAACUGUAAGGCCAUGGUAGUCAUCAGUGUUGGCUUGCUGUUGUUUGGAUCUGGCACAGCACUGUCCUUGCUCUUCUUCACCCAGGUGGGUAAUGUCCCCUACCUGCUGGGACCCCUAUUCCUCUCUAUGGGUCUGAUGUUCCUGGUCACUGGCCUGGUGUGGAUGUCCAUUCUAAAACCUAGCCUGCAGCACAGGUCUUUUACCACGGUCAACUAA
Molecule: messenger RNA, 363 nt
Organism: Pleuronectes platessa (European plaice)
Lineage: Eukaryota; Metazoa; Chordata; Actinopteri; Pleuronectiformes; Pleuronectidae
Product: phosphoinositide-interacting protein-like
Exons: 1
Coding region: 1-363 (120 amino acids)
Source: RefSeq, a predicted model, not a curated record